AUGGAAAAUGCACUUAUACAAAGUAAAGUUAAACUGUUAUUUGAGAAAAUUCUUGAACCUAACUAUGUUAUGGACAAUUAUUAUGCUGAUAAUUUAUUUAUUAAAAUAAACGGCACUGAUCCAGAAGUACAGUUCUUCAAGUCUCUACCUUUCUUGGCGGACCAAAUUGUUGAGGCGCUGUGUCGUUUCGAGACUUACCACAACACGGUCAAAGUUUUCCUCAUAAGACUGCUGGCAGUUGUGUGCGAUAGGGAGGUUAAUUUCGCGAAAAUAUUCUCGAGAAAAUGCGAAAUGAUGGUUCAAGCUUUCAGUCAGAUCAAUUCUCCCGCUAUGAAUUCUAGCCUGCGCGUAGCUUACUUGGAUGUGGCGCUAUCUCUGGUGAACCACAGCACAGGCGUUUGCUGGUUGUACGACAGUGACGUUUGGAAGCAGAUCCUACUGCUUUGCAACGAGAAGAGGACUGUGUUUGUUCUACGGAAAACCUACAAGUUCGCGUCAACAUUUAUCUGGGAGCUAAACAGAUUUAGCGAUGAAACAAAAGUCAAAACCGUCCUCCAGUAUAUUAUGAGACCGGUUCUGGAAACUGAUUAUUUAACUAUUGACACGAUGACUAGCGAGAAUGAAGAUCAAAUAGGCAAAACGGUUGAACCUAUGUUGCAAAUGUUGCUUUCGAUAGUAAGCAACAUGGAGGAAAUAAAAAAAGAGAGCAGUUUGCUGACGGAAAUUUUGAUCAAGGAGUCGAAAAUCAUCAGCCACUGUUACGUGCUUUUAGACAAACUGCGCAGAGAAGACAUGACUCUGUUGCUGACAAAAAUACUUUUCUCGAUGUCUGUUGCAAAAGUUAUAAACAAGCAACCAAUAGCAAACAGCAACACCUAUAAAAGAGAUGCAUUUGUGGAGCUGGGUUGUAUCUAUCUAAAUAUCGUUCGUUACCUGAUACAGAGGCGCUGUCCGACGCUAGUUUUCGAUUUCUGCAACGCGUGCAGUGCCAUUUGGACUUUGGCGUGGCACGACAAGCCGCCCGCGAUCUGGAUGGUGGAAGAUAAAAGGGUCGAGCUGCACAAUCAGAUCGUAGUGCUCAUUCUGGUGCCGUCAAUGGUCUACGCGACACUUGGGAAGCCCAAGUCGCUGCUGUCGAACGAUAAAGUGGACGAGUACUUGUUGAGGCUGAUGAACUCAUUGAGUGAGCACACAGCCAGAGCGGCGUACGCCCUCAGAGAUCUAACACUACAGUUGGACACGCUCUCGAUAACGUUGCAGAGCGUGAAAAGACUGAGCUGUUGGAGGAAGCGUUUCAGCAUUGAACAGGCAAAUAUGGUUUUCCAAGCGAUGUUUUACGUAUUAAAGGAGUAUGAGCCAGCGGGCACUAAUGACGAUGAGACGAGUUCCGAAGUUCUACCUUUCGAAGACACCCAGGAAAGGACCCUCGUGAUGACGCACGUACUUGAAACGCUCCUCAUGCUGGUGCAGACGCCCAAUUUGUCGUGUAAGUUUGUGAUGACGGCGCUGAACGUUAUCGCCGUAACGGUGAAGAAGUUCCUGCCGCCAAACCUCUCGUUGCUGAUGGAUUCCAGGCCGGGCUCCUCGAUGCACGAGCUGGGCAAGCUCAUAUACAUGAAGCUGCACGACUACGAUUGGGAGGUGCGCGACUCAGCGCUCGAGCUGCUACUAGUGUGCACAGAGAUAUCGUUCAUAAAGUUCCCGCCGUUCCAAUGUCAAAUAACAACGAAUAACCUGAUCAACGUCGCGACCACUAUGGCACUGAACGACCACGAGUUCUACGUGCGCGCCACUGCGUUGCGGUGCUUGGAAGCCGCCACCAAGGUCACCGCCAUUUGGGACCAGCUCAGGGCCUCGUUCCCUAACAUUAACGAAAUGAUUAUGUCCGUACUGCUUGAGAAUCCGGAGGGGAUUGUGCGCAAGGAGGCGUGCAACGUUCUAUGCGAAGUAUAUCAGAACGCAAAAAUAUCGCCCGCCCUAAAGAAGUCGCUGUACGAGUGCAUGUUGUCCGCGGCGCUGAACGAUUUCCACUGGGAGGUCCAACUGAGCGCGCUCAGAUUCUGGAAGAUUGUUAUACAGCAGACUCUGCACGCCCAAGGGAUGCUUGACGGCACCUUUCCGCCCGUCACUUUCUCGAAGGAGUCGCGCAAGAUAGUCUGCCUGAACGACGUGGAGAUACAGAAGCGACUGCAGAAGACGCUAGAAGAGCUCGCUUCGGUCGGCUGCCUCACGGUGCUGGUGAAGUUGCUGCAGGACGACUCCGAAGUGGACAUAAUGGAGUCCGCGCUGCAGAUAUCCACGGACCUCUGCGACAUACUCGACCGCUACCGAGUGGCCGACACCCUGAAGCCGACUGAGGGGGAACCGAGCAGCGUCGAGCAGCUCGACUGCCGGAUCAAACUGCGCGAUCGCAGCGGCGUCGAACCGUCGGUUCUGGAGCGCCAAGCCGCGACCGAAGCGGACAACGUCAUCGAGGGCAUACUGAACGUGGACGACGUGAAUCUGCUAACGAAGAUGUACGAAAGGCAGCUGAGGCUACAGACCGAGUCGCAGCCAGAAGAGGCACAGUCCAAAGGCACGCAGCUGCUCAAGUUUGCCACGCCGUACCUGUUCGUCACGUUCAUGAAGAGCAGGGACUUCAAGGCGGUCAUCGAUCAGAAGAGGAAUUGGAAGGAUGGCAUCAAGAGUCUGUCCUCGUUGCUGGACGACGUGCUCGGCAUUUACGAGUUCGAUGAGGACGUCAACUCGCUUGACUGUUAC
Molecule: messenger RNA, 2760 nt
Organism: Iphiclides podalirius (scarce swallowtail)
Lineage: Eukaryota; Metazoa; Arthropoda; Insecta; Lepidoptera; Papilionidae
Source: the annotation of a GenBank genome assembly